Messenger RNA from Ixodes scapularis (black-legged tick), 8923 nucleotides. Its product is annotated as CREB-binding protein. The record is from RefSeq and is a predicted model, not a curated record. Lineage: Eukaryota; Metazoa; Arthropoda; Arachnida; Ixodida; Ixodidae. Gene Ontology annotation, cellular component: transcription regulator complex; histone acetyltransferase complex; nucleus. Gene Ontology annotation, biological process: positive regulation of transcription by RNA polymerase II. Gene Ontology annotation, molecular function: zinc ion binding; chromatin DNA binding; protein binding.
UUUCAUCAACAGCCGCCAUUUUGGAUGAAUAAGGGGUCCAAAAUUUGAGGUGUUCUCCGCCGAAAUUUGGCUUCUUUUUUCGUCCCAGUGGCCGUUUUUGAGGCGACUGUUCACACUCAACCUUCAUGGAGUAGCUCCGGUAAGAGAUUGAACUCCGUUCGCCGUGGGAUUGCAGCUCCCGACGGCUCGAUGCUCGGCAAUGCUUGCCUGGGCAGUCGCGGAGCGUUGAAGUUUUGAUGGGCUAGUACGAUGCCGUAGAACACCGUCAUGAAGAGACUCUAUCCGUGCCUUGACCAUGAAGAAGAAAAUCGGACUGUGCAACCAUAUAUUUGUGCGCGUGUCGGACCAUCAGAUCUCCUAAAAGUGUAUUGGUAUGUCGAGGGUUUAAAUUCUUGAUAAUCUUUCCCCAUUCUUGAGCGCAUAGGGCAUCAGUGGUUUAGGCUUAUCAACAUGGCUGACCAUCUUGUCGACGGACCGCCGACGAAGCGACAGAAGUUGUCAGAAGCGGGCCUCUCGUCGGAUAGCGCUGACUUCAGCAGCCUCUGGGCCUUGGAGAACGAGCUCCCAGAGGAGCUGAUGGGCUCCGGCGGAGGCCCCUCGCUCGGCGACCUGGGCCCGCCCUCGCAGAACGCACAGCAGAACGGCACAACGAGCGUCGAGGACACGGUGUCGACGUCGGCAGCGCAGGCUGCGGCGGCAGUGGCGGCGGCGGCUGCGGCCAACCAGCGGCAGCACCAGCAGCUCUCUCAGCUGCUACAGAGCAAGGGGGUGGCGGCCAACCAUGGCAGCCCCGGCCCGAAGGAGCUGCCCAAGCAGCUGGGCCUGGUGGUGAGCUCCUCGGGCCCCCUGCUGAACGGCCCUCCGCAGCUGGGGGCCGCCCAGGCAGCCAUGGGGGUGCGUGCAUCUAUGGCGGGGCUACUGGCGGCCGGUGGCCCCAACUCCCCGCAUCAGGGUCCCCAGUCGGGGAUGGUGGGCCCUGGAGUCAAGGGUCCCGGAGGGUUGAUGGGCCAGGCGAACGCCGGUUUCCACGGGGGCUACGGCCAGGUCAUGGGAUCUCUGGGUGGACCACCGCAGCAGAGGCCACUGGUCCCGGGCCUGGGGGGCAGCAUGAUGGGAAUACCACCCCGGUACCCCAGUGCGGCCGUGGACUCCUCUCAGCUGCAGAACCACGGCCAGCAGAGUCCCCUGGGCUCCUCCUUGGGCCAGCAGCAGCAGGGCCAGCCCCCAGGGCCUCAAGGGGCACCCCCUGGGGGCGGACCUCCCGCCCCACCCCAGCAGCAAGGACCAGGCCACCCGUCGCCCGGGGCCGGGGUAGCUCCUCCCCUCGGCGCGGCAGCGCCCUCGACGGCCGACCCGGAGAAGCGCAAGCUGAUUCAGCAGCAGCUCGUGCUCUUGCUUCACGCGCACAAGUGUCAGCGGCGGGAGUCCCAGGCGGCCAAUGGAGAGGUGCGCCAGUGCUCGCUUCCUCACUGCCGUACGAUGAAGAACGUGCUGAACCACAUGACCAACUGCCAGGCGGGCAAGACAUGCCCAGUGCCCCACUGCGCCUCCUCUCGGCAGAUCAUCUCGCACUGGAAGAACUGCACCCGCAACGACUGCCCGGUCUGUCUACCGCUCAAGCAGGCCUCGGACAGGCGGCAGCAGCAAGCCGGUGCGGCGGUGCAGCCCACGCAGCCCAGCCAGAGCCCGGCUCCCGCGGACAUGCAGCGGGCGUACGCGGCCCUGGGGCUCCCCUACAACGCGGCCGGCGGGGCCAGCGUCAACCAGCUUGUCAACAGGGGGCAGGGCGUCUCUCAGAUGAAUGACCUGCAGCAGGUGGGCCCUGGGAGCCACUGCUCCCCUCAGGACCUGCUCUCGGGCCCUGGCGCCAACCCCGUGGCCUCCCAGCCGGGGGCGCCCCCCGGGGGAGGGGCGGCAUCCCUGGGGGCACAGGCGCCCCAGAGGCCACCCCUGGGACCCUCCAACCAAAGUGGGCCCCAGUCGCCGUUCAUGGGUGGCCCCACGUCGCCGGCGGCGUUGGCGACGGCAAAGCUCAUGAAAGCGGUUCAGCAACAGCAGCAGCAGCAACAGCAGGGGGGCAGCUCGGGGGUGGGCUCCGUGGUGCCUCCCAAUCAGGUGGCGCCGACCGGCGGCGGCCCCGGCGGCGUGAGCCUCACCCAGCCCGCCGGCAUCGCCAAGGACUGGCACCAGUCAGUCACGCGGGACCUCAGGCACCACCUGGUCCUCAAAAUAGUUCAAGCCAUUUUCCCCACCCCUGAGCCAGCCACUCUGCAGGAUCGGAGGAUGAACAAACUAGUCGCUUAUGCCAAGAUGGUCGAAGGAGACAUGUACGAGAUGGCCAACAGCAGGGAGGAGUACUACCACCUGCUGGCGGAGAAGAUCUACAAGAUCCAGAAGGAACUGGAGGAGAAGCGGCGGAAAAGCAAGGAGCAGCAGCAGCAACAACAGCAACAGAUGCACGUCGGCGCGCCCCAGAUGGGGGUGCCGCCCAACGCCCUGGCGCCCGGCGCCGCCGUGCCGGGCAGGGGUCCCGCCCCCGGCCUGGGGGCCGGCGUGAACUCCCAGCAGCAAGGGGGCGGCCCCUCCCACCUCCCGGGGGGCGCGUCCCUCGGCGGGGGUCAGCGCAUGGCGCCCCCCAACAUCACGGUGCCGGGCCCCUUCCCAUCCAACUCGCUGGGAGCGCCGCAGGGAAGCGGUCCCGGGGGCUUCGCGGGGGGCCCCCUCCAGCAACAGCAGCAGCAGUCGGGGGCCGUGGGUGGACUCUCGUUCGGAGGCGGGGCCGGGGGCGGCAGCUCCAACGCCCUCUCGUCCGGCCUGGACGGGGCCAUUGGGGGCCUCAACAGCCAGUUCCCACAGACGCAGCAGUUCGAGGCCAUGAAGCGGCACUUGAUUCAGCAGCAAGCGCAGCAGCUGAUGAACCAGGCAAAUCAAGUCCAGCUUUCCGGCAACGCAAACUCUGGCGCGUCGGUGCAGAUGUCCCAGAUGCUGCAGUCCCAGCUCAACUCCACGUCGGUGGGGGGGCCCGGCAGCCAGCACCAGCAGCAGUCCCAGCAGCAGCAGCAACAGCAAGUGCAAUCCCUGGGAGGUCCCCUGGGAGGGGGACCUCCGAUGCUGCCCCAGGCUUCGACGCCCCAGCCCCAGCAGCAGGCGCCCCCUCCGCAGCAUCCCCCGAGGGCCCAGUCCGUGCCCACGACGCUCGGCGGGUCCCAGCCCCCGACCCCGCUGGGGGGAGGAGGGGGCGCCACACCGGUGUCUUCAACGGGCAACGUGGUGUUGCAGUUGCCGCCGCCCUCGCACCAGCUCCCGGAGCAGAUCCUGGCCACGGAGGACUCGGUGCCAGAGGACUGCAAGCCGGACCAGGACCUGUCGCUCACCCUGUCCACGCCCGAGGGGUCCGCCGCCCCCACGCCCGCCCAGCAGGGCAAAAAGUCCAUUGAAAACCUGGACUCCUCCGGGGGCCCCAAAUCGAUGCUGGACUCCUCGUCCGGCAACGGGGGAGGAGGCAAGAUGGAGGUGGACUGCAAGCCGGACUUGCGGUCCAUCGGCAAGGGCAAGGGACUGGACAUGCCUGGGGAGAAUGGGCUACCUUCGUUUGGCCCAGUCAAGGAGGAGCCCAUGUCAGUCAAGGAGGAGCCCGUGGCCACGCCGGCAGGCGGAUCAGGGGAGACCGGAGCCACGGCGGCGGCCGCGGUCAAGCCGGAAGUCAAGCCGGACAUCAAGACGGAGCCAGCGGCGGCGGAGGCGUCCUCGGCGAGCUCCCCGCCCAAACCCAGACCGAACAAGAAGAUCUUCAAGCCCGACGAGCUUCGUCAGGCCCUCAUGCCGACUCUGGAGAAGCUGUACAGGCAGGACCCCCACUCGCUCCCCUUCAGGCAGCCCGUGGACCCCCUCCUCCUGCAGAUUCCCGACUACUUUGACAUUGUGAAGAAGCCCAUGGACCUGUCGACCAUCAAACGAAAACUGGACACGGGUCAGUACCAGGACCCGUGGCAGUACGUGGACGACGUAUGGCUCAUGUUUGACAACGCCUGGCUCUACAACCGCAAGACCUCGCGUGUCUACCGCUACUGCACCAAGCUGUCAGAAGAGUUCGAGCAGGAGAUAGAUCCCGUGAUGCAGUCGUUGGGGUAUUGCUGCGGCCGAAAGUUUGUGUUUCAACCGCAAGUUCUGUGCUGCUUUGGCAAGCAGCUUUGCACCAUCCCUAGGGAUGCCAAGUACUGGAGCUACCAAAACCGGUACACCUACUGCCAAAAGUGCUUUGCUGAGAUUCCUGGUGAUACCGUGACUCUGGGCGACGAUCCAACUCAAGCCCAGACGACCAUUCGCAAGGACCAGUUUGUCGAAAUGAAGAACGACCAUCUGGAGCUCGAGCCGUUCGUGGAAUGCCUCGACUGCGGCCGCAAGCUGCAUCAGGUGUGCGUACUUCACUUUGACAACAUCUGGCCCGAAGGUUUCACCUGCGAGAAUUGCCUAAAGCAGAAAGGAAAAAAGCGGAAAGAGAACAAAUUCACAGCCAAACGGUUACCCUCAUGCAAGUUGGGUAACUUCAUAGAGAACCGAGUGAACUGCUAUUUGAAGAAGAAGGACGCUGGAGCCGGGGAAGUGAGCAUCCGGGUGGUAGCCUGCACCGACAAACUGGUGGAGGUGAAGCCCGGCAUGAAGAACAGAUACGUGGACACGGGCCACUGGCCCGGCCAGUUCCCCUACCGGGCGAAGGCACUGUUUGCCUUUGAAGAGAUCGACGGGACGGACACGUGCUUCUUCGGGAUGCAUGUGCAAGAGUAUGGGUCGGACUGCCAUCCGCCCAACACCCGCCGGGUCUACAUCGCCUACCUGGACAGCGUCCACUUCUUCCGACCUAAGCAGUACCGCACGGCUGUCUAUCACGAGAUUCUCCUUGGAUACCUCGACUAUGUCAAGCAGCUUGGUUUCGCAAUGGCGCACAUUUGGGCGUGCCCACCGAGCGAAGGGGACGACUACAUUUUUCACUGCCACCCUCCGGAGCAGAAGAUCCCAAAGCCCAAACGGCUACAGGACUGGUACAGGAUGAUGCUGGACAAGGGCAUCAUCGAGAGGAUCGUGCUAGAGUACAAGGACAUUCUGAAACAGGCCACGGAGGACAACCUGACGAGCGCCUCGGAGCUGCCCUACUUCGAGGGGGACUUCUGGCCCAACGUGCUGGAGGAGAGCAUCAAGGAGCUGGACCAGGAGGAGGAGGAGAAGCGCAAGGCGGCCGAAGCCCUGGCCGCCUCCGCCGCCGCCUCCGAGGGCUCCCAGGACGGAGAGCCUGAGGGCACUGAGCUGGGCGAGAAGAAGGGCCAGAAGAGUGGGCGCAACAAGAAGGCUAACAAGAGCAAGAGCAACCAGCGCAAGAACAACAAGAAGUCCUCUGUGCCCCACACGGGCAACGACCUCUCGGCCAAGAUAUACUCCACCAUGGAGAAGCACAAAGAGGUGUUCUUCGUGAUCCGGCUGCACUCUGCACAAGCGGCGGUGAGCCUGCCGGCAAUCCACGACCCGGACCUGCUGAUGCAGUGUGAUUUGAUGGACGGCCGGGACGCCUUCCUCACCCUGGCCCGGGAGAAGCACUACGAGUUCUCCUCCCUACGCCGAGCCAAGUUCUCCACCAUGGCCAUGCUGUACGAGCUGCACAACCAGGGCCAGGACCGCUUCGUGUACACCUGCAACACCUGCAAGAGCCACGUGGAGACGCGCUUCCACUGCACCGUCUGCGACGACUUCGACCUGUGCGUGGCCUGCCACGAGCGGGAGGGACACCCCCACAAGAUGGAGAAGCUGGGCCUGGACCUGGACGACGGGACGUCCCAGUCGGACCCCAAGCAGAGCAACCCGCAGGAGUCCCAGCGGCUGUCCAUCCAGCGCUGCAUCCACUCGCUGGUGCACGCCUGCCAGUGCCGCGAUGCCAACUGCCGCCUGCCCAGCUGCCGGCGCAUGAAGCGCGUCGUGCAGCACUCCAAGAGCUGCAAGCGCAAGACCAACGGCGGCUGUCCCAUCUGCAAGCAGCUCAUCGCGCUGUGCUGCUACCACGCCAAGCACUGCCAGGAGGCCAAGUGCCCGGUGCCCUUCUGCCUGAACAUCAAGCACAAGCUGAGGCAGCAGCAGCUCCAGCAGAGGCUCCAGCAGGCGCAGAUACUGCAGCGGCGCAUUGCGAGCAUGGCGACCAUGCAGAGCCGGGGCGGGGCGGCCCCGCCGCAGGCGCAGCCGCCCCCGUCGCUGCCACCGGCGCCGGCGCCCCUCGCGGGGGGCGGUGGGCCCAUGCAGCCGGGGGCCGGGGCCAAGCCAGCGGGUCCGCCCGUGGGAGCGCUGCAGGCCGUGCAACAGGUACAGGCAGCGGCGGCGCGCCAGCAGGCUCCCCACCUGGCCCCGCCGGGGGGCUACGGCAAGGGGGCUCCCCCCCUGCAGAAGCCCCUGGCCCCCGCAGGUCCCCGCAUGAUGCCGAUGCGCUGGGAGAGCCCGCCCUACGGACAGCCCCCACAGCAGGGCCUCGGGGUGGGGCCCCCCAUCCGGCAACAGGGCCCACCCCCCGGCCAGAUGGUGCCCCCCGGGGCCCAGAUGGGGCCCCCCAACGUGGGCGGGCCCCAGCGGCCCAGCCAGAUGACGCCUGCCCUGCAGCAGCUCAUCCAGACGCUCAAGUCCCCCGCGUCGCCCCAGCAGCAGCAGCAGGUGCUGCACAUCCUCAAGUCGAACCCCCAGCUCAUGGCGGCCUUCAUCAAGCAGAGGAGCCAGCAUCAGCAGCAGCAGCACCAGCAACAGCAGCAGCAACAGCAGCAGCAACAACAACAGCAGCAACAGCAGCUGAUGCUGGGCGGACCCCCGCAGCCGAUGCAGCAGCCUCAGCAGCAGCAGCAACAGCUCCAGCAACAGCAGUGGCUGCAGAAGCAGCAGCAGCUGCUCAUGAUGCAGCGGCAGCAGCAGUUUCAGCAGCAACAGCAGCAGCAGCAGCAGGGGGGCGCGGGGCCCGGAGGCGCCUACCAGCGUCCCCCCGCGCGGCACUUCUACCAGGGGGGCCCCACGGGGCCCGGCAGCGACGGCUACCCGCCCUUCGCACCCCCGCUCAAGCAGAGCCCCCUGAGCCCCCAGCAGCUGAUGCAGCAGGUGCGGUCGCCCCCCCCGGGCCAAUUGGUGCGCUCCCCCCAACCCUCCCCCCGCCCCAUCCCGUCGCCACGGCAGCAGCCCAUCCCUUCGCCUCACUACCCGAGCCAGACGCACUCGCCCCACCUGGGCGGCGGUCUGGUCGAGGGCCCCCCCGGGGGCGACCUGAUGCUGCCCCAGGGCGGGCUGGCUCCCCCCGGUGGCCCCAGCCCGGGGCCCGACCUCACCCCGCAGCAGCUGGCACCCCCGCAAGGCUCGGACGGUUCGGAACUCCUCACCCCUCAGGAGCAGCUCAACAAGUUCGUGGAGAACUUGUAGCAGCGCUGCUCCGUGGUGUACAUAGCGGGGGGGGGUGUUUCCAUCGCCGGGUGUGGGGGACGUUGUGCCAACGCCGAAGACUGGGACACUAGCCGGGGGUCGUCGUCCCCCGUUCCCCCACCGGACACUGUACAGUUCAACUCCUGCAUCGGUUUUUUCGUGCUCCCCUUUUUAUGGAUCAUCGGACCCUCUCUCUUUCUCUGCGGGCGGCAGCCUUCUCCGGAGGAUGGACGUCUCCGCCGUGCGCUGCGGCCGCCCCUCAUCUCCACUGUAAAUUCAUCCGCUCCCCCGCCGCCUCGCUCUGUAUUAUUACUACUAUUAUUAUUAUUAUAUUAUUAUUAUUAUCGUUGUAAAUUUCUUUUUCGUCUAAUUUUAAGAAGCGGUUUGUGCGCGCGUGGAGGCCACGGCUGGCGAGAAGGUCAGCCUUUGUCUCGGCUCAGCAAAGGAAGUCUGAAUCGUGUCACCGGUUAAGUUAAGAAAGAAAAGCGAGUGCUGCCUUCCCCCCUUUCUUGUCUCUUUCCCGCAUUCCUUCCCGUUCCCCAAUGAAGCGGAGCCGGUGGUCACACGCGGCGCAUUUUUCGGGAGGCGGCCCGUGCGGUGCAUUUGAGUGCUUUUGGACUUUUUUUUUCCCUCCCUUUUUUUACUUUCCCCACAUCAUGGAUGUGUCUGUUUAUCGUGACCCCUUUCCCCCCCCCACCCCCUUUCGGAGACAUUUUUUACAAUGGGGUGGCACGGUGCCACCCGAGGUUAUUUAUUACUUAGUUUUCCAGGCAGACAUAUUUUCCCAAGUCACCCGUUCCUCCUCCCCAGAUCGUGGCGUAUUAUUUUUCAUUGUUUUCUUCUUUUUUUUUUAACGAGGGCUGUACAUGAGUGCGUGUGUGCUUAAGGGCUGGAAUUCGGUGUGCCUGUCGUCUGGCGUGCGGGUAGACCCGGUCAUUUUUUUUUUUUUUGGCCCCCGUCCUCCGGCGAUAGACGUAAAAAGAGAAAUCGUUUGCAUAUGAAAUAAAUCGGGAUCACAUUCCACGUUGCCCUAAAACCCCACCUCCCUGUCGUCGCGAUGACUCGCAAUUUUUUAAGGGGGAGAUAUGGGGAGGGAGGAAAGGUCGGCGAGGACAGCGACAUGAAUGCGUGGAAUGUUCACUGCCACCGGUUGUGCUGAUAUCCAAAGCUAGACACGACGGGUGCGGGGGCGCGGGAGGCCGAGGGCAUAAGGAAGAAGUGGUGCUGCGAUGCAGGAAUCGAGGGGUCGAUAACGAAGGCGAUUUUGGGGAGGCGUAGGGAACCCCGUGCGACCGUGGGUUUUGUCAUCUCGAAAACAUUGUCCUCUUUUUCUGCGAUGAAAGCCGUAAGAAAUGAAAAAAAAUGGUGGCCGAAUUUUGUCUGUUUUGUACAUUCAUCCCCCUAGAGCCGCCACUUGGUUGUGUGGCGUCUGCAUUGUACAUACUGUACACAUUUCAUGUCUACCGAUGGAAUAAAAUUAGGUACGUUAAUA